AAAUAUUGGAUUUAACAGUAUUUCAGAUGAUCCGAUCUUAAAUGACUCCAUUCCCUUGGUACCCAGUCCAGUCUGUUGAAUAAUCAGUAUAAAAGGAUGCCACAUAUCAGGUGGUGGGACAGCAGUUGGCAAACUGAACUUUGAUGCCUCUUUUGCUGCACUUUCCAAGGCAAGAAAAAGUCCCACUACGGUCUUUGGAUCAAGUUUGAGGAACUGAGACAACACAGUGAAAUUUUCCAGCUUGGGGGCCGUAUUAACUGAAUUCGGAGAUGCAGGAAUGAUAUAUGAAUCUAGGCAAAUUAAAUGAAAGACACCUGUUAAAACCCAGUACUGUUUGACUCCCUAAAGCACACGUGCAUCUUACUGAGGGGUGUUGGGGAGGAGGGGAAAGCAAGCUGAAAAAGACUAGUAAAAGAUUAAUUUGGCCAGAAAAGAACCAUAAACUUGUACUUACCCCAGGAAAUAGGGCACUUGAAUGCACAGUCAGUACAUGGAGCACCACCCAAAGGGAUGAUGGGAGGAUAAACUGCAGCGAGUAGAUUCUGAGUACAGACAUCCACUAGGGAGGGAGUCAAGGUCAAUAGUUCAGCAGCAGGGGGCACAGAAGAGGCGCCCAGGGCUGCAACCCACGCCCAGAUUGCCUGUGUGCCAGGAAGGGAAGUUGAGCAAGAAAGACCCACAACGGCAUUCAACCACAAAGAUAUACACAGUGGGGUGGGGGAGGGAAGAGCUGCAUCUAGCACUGGCUGCAGCCAUGGAGAGCUCAGUGCUGUCCUGUGUCCUCUACCCAGGUGAUGGGAGCCUCGGCACGGAGGGGCUGCGUGGGCAGGUGGAGCAGCCACAGCAGCAACUAACAAACGUGGGAACAGCUCCAGGGGAAGCACAGAGCAGCUACUGCAGCCACCUAGCUGGUCCCAUGGAGGGCAGCUCAGCAACCGCUGCUGCGGAAGAGGAGAAGAGCGGUGGCACCCAGCUGCCCCUGACGGCGCCUUGUGGCUUUAGCUCCUCCUUGUGCUUUAGUGCACCCGGAGGAGCAGACUCAGCACCACGUCAGGAGCCUGGGGCUGCUGCUGCUGCCUCCCCAUCACCUUCGCCAUCACCACCAUCCUCAUCAUCCUGCAGCCGUGUGGUGAAAAGCCAGUGGGAGAUCAACAGUGCGGCAUCUGAAUCAGAGGAGGAAGAGGAGAGCGAAGCAGGUGAGGGUGGGCCGUGCUGCCUGCGGCCUGGGGAGGAGCCAGACUUGGUGAUCGAAGUGUGUGGGCGGCGGGUGCGGGCGCACAAAGCGGUGCUGGCAGCCAAGAGUGACUAUUUCCGUGCCCGCUCAUCACGGGAUGUACUGCGACUCAAGGGCGUGAGCUACGGGGCGCUUCGCCUCCUGCUUGACUAUGUGUACACAGCACGCAUGGGUGGCAUCCGCCAUGACAACCUGGCUGAGGUGGUGAGCGGUGCCCGUGUGCUGCAGAUGCCGUGUGCCCUGCACUGUGCUGCCGAAGCCAUGCGUGCCCAGCUAAGCCUCCAAAACUGCUACCAGCUGCUCUGCCAGGCUAAGAAGCAGCGCCUGACAGAGCUGCGUGAGGCCACCUACCGCUUUAUGAGUGACCACUACCUUGAGGUGCUGCGGGAGCCCAGUGUUUAUGGCCGCCUCAGUGGUGCUGAGCGCGAUCUCAUCCUGCAGCGCCGCCUGGAUGCCAGCCGGCCCUGCCUGCUGGUGGCCGAGUUUUAAUGUGACAGCAUUUCCUGAAAAUGUCCUCACAUUUGUGGGAAAUCGCUGUGACUUCCAGUCAUAAAAAUAAUCCACAGGCUUUCCACAAAAGUUUGAAAAUUACCUUUUUCCCCCUAAUAAAAAUGUUUGUUGAUGUAGUAUACUAGAAAACAAAUAGCCUUUACUAAACCAGUAAUUAAUAAGAGUAAAUCAAAAGUGCUGCAAAAAUAAUUUUAAGGCAUUUUUUGUUUUGCCAUUACGCAUGUUAGGAAUGAUCGCAUUGGGCUGGAAACUGCUUUUACUAUUUACUCAGUUUAGGUGAGAGCAGAAUCUGGUCUUCAUUAGUAGAAGUAGUUGGGCAAGUAGAAUUUCCUUUAUACACUAUUUGCAUAAUUGCAGCCAGAUGAUUGAUUUCUGUGACAUUUUCUAGCUGGUUUUCUAUUCCAUGGCCUCUGUUUCGUACUCUCUAAGCCUAAGCAUGCCUACUGUGAUUUCUCCCCUUCUUUCCCUAAUUGUAUCUUGAGUGACAGAUUGAACAAGUCAGCUAAAGUGAAGAUACACACCUUUCUAGGAAACAUUACCAGCAGAUGUAAAUCUACAAACCAGUUGCAUUAAAAGGAACCUUUAAUAGCUGUAAGUCCAUUUGUAUGGAUCUUGUUUAUACCUUAAAACUAAUUCAAAGGAAUUAUUAGCAAAAGAAUAACUGUUUUCUCAAUCAAUGUAAAAACCAUGAAAUAAAAUGGCAGUGUUGUGGACCAAGGCUGUCCAACUUCUGGAAAGCCAGAGGCUGCAGGCUCAGGGGCCACACACUGAAUGGGUAAAGUGGGCACCCUUCCCAGUGCCCCCCUGCUGUAUGCAUGGUGUGGCCAGCCUGGCUCCAUCUUUUCUUGGUUGCUCACACUGCACUGGCUGCCCAGCCCCUCUCCCCCCACCACCACAUGCAUAAUAGCAUGGGCAGCCCCCACUCCCAUGGUACCAGCAGCCUGACUCUCCCCUGCUGCAUGCGCAGCACCCACUUAGUGUGGAUAGCCAUACUUCUUUGCUUCAUGUGCAGCUCAGGUACUCCAGCCCUUUCCUAGCUCCUGGGGCAGGACCAGCUGCAGGGGAGGUGGAGGAAUGGCAGCCAGUCAAGAGACCAUGGACUAUAUGCCAAUGUUUUAGGGGCCUCUUGUGGCCCACACACCACCAGUUGGACAGCCCUGCUGUGGACCAUACCACUUUAAUAAGAUUUAUGCAGUAACAAAUGUGAAUUCCAUGCAAAAUGUAAUCCCUUGUAAAUAAAUAUCUGAGAAUUUCAAUUCCUAAAAAGAAUAAAUUAUUCACAUACAAGGUGUACCCCUCCUAUGCUGUUUGGUUAGCUAUCAACAUGGUUGCUUUCAGUACCUCUGCUUAUCUAUUGUUUAGGAGUAGCUUUUUGCUUUUCUUGCUUUAUGGCAUCCAUUUAUGUUGCCUGGUCUACAGAUGCAUUACAUUUUAUAAGUGCAGAGCUUAAGGUUGGCUUGUUCUAUGUCUAGUGACACCUAGCAUUUUUUUACUAGAAUAAAAAUCUGAAUUGUUAGAGAGCUAUAUUUUUUUCUAGUUUGAGCCUUUUGCAGGGAUUUUGGUACAGUUGUAAAAGCUAAAAGGAGGAGGAAGAAGAUAAUCUGUGGUAUCUUUAGAGUAACUGUAGUAAGAGUUGCUUAAUAAAUCAGUCUUUAAAUGAUUUAUCUUGCAAUUGUUCUGUGCACUGAACCUGCAUUGGAUUGAAUAGGAGUUCUAUGUGUAUUUUGAGAGAACAGCAAGGGCUUAAAUCAUUCUUUAGAAAAAAGUACCACUUAAUUUAAAUAGGUAAGUUUGGCCAAAUACUGCUUUCAGGCAAUUCACUGUAAACAUGGAAUAGUUCCACUAAUUUCCACUUCUACAGCUUAAACCAGGAUUUGGUAUGCACACUGUCUAGGGAUAUUCUGCAUUCAUAACCUGUGCGGUCUCAUUCUCUAUUUGUUUAGGCUCCAAGAAAUGGGAAGUGUUGGGAUAUACUUACUAGAAUUAGUACGCUCUUUUGUAUUUUAGAAGCUCUACAGGGCUUCCCAAGUUACUACCAUAUGCACUGUAGGAAGGAGAAAAGGUAAUAUCUUGAUAGAAAAACAACAAACUACUACAUAUUUAACCAAAAGCAAACUAAAAUAAUGGUAGAUGGAAGGGGGCUAAAAGUAUUUUUAGCCAGAAAUGAAAACACUGUCAAUCUUGUUAAAAUGCUUUACUAAGCAUAGUCUUAUAUGUGCAACUAUGUUUAGGAAAGUAUGUAUAUUUUUGUAAGUGAAGCACAUCUCAAACAAAUAGUGUUUUUCAAUAAGCUAGUUUAUUGCAGCAACCUGUGCUUUGCUUUUAAGUUUUAAUGUUAGUGAUGGAUAAACACUAGGCAAAUUUGUGAAAAUUCAAUUAAACCAUGUUGAUGCUGCCACUUAUCUGUCAUAAAUUAACUGAUGCAAUGCUUCAGACACUGCACAAUUCAGGUGAAUUACAUGUGUAACUGAUAUAUUAAACAGUUUGUUUUUAAAUCAGGCAAAAAAAAUCACUGUAAAGCUUUUUAUGUACUCCAAUUUAUGCUGUAGUGGAAUAAAUACAUAUAAAAAAGAAUGUUCCCCCCUUAGGGCUU
This is a messenger RNA of Gavialis gangeticus (Gharial), 4337 nucleotides long. RefSeq names its product kelch repeat and BTB domain containing 11 (gene KBTBD11). Bases 755 to 1723 code for a protein of 322 amino acids. NCBI's taxonomy places the organism in Eukaryota, Metazoa, Chordata, Crocodylia, Gavialidae. The transcript is spliced from 2 exons. Gene Ontology annotation, molecular function: protein binding. The record is from RefSeq and is a predicted model, not a curated record.